GUUCAAGUUCGCGGGAACGUGACGUCCGCACUUGAACUUGCAGCUCGGGGGCUUGGAGAGGGGAGGAGGUGAAGGAGGUAGGACGAGGGCGGAGGAGGGGGUCUUCUCUCACUGAAACCCCCCAUCAUCAUCAUCACCAUCAUCAUCACCAACCAGUCUCUCCGUGCGCAAAAAGUCAUGAGGAUCUCCUCCACGCAGCCCGCCGCGCGCUACUCCGCCUCGGCCGUGUUCGGUGCGUGAUAGAGCCGCCGCCGCUUCGUGUUCCUGCCGCCGGACCCCGCCGGACGCGUCCAUGAGGAGCUUUUCACUUGGAGUCUACCUGGAUUUCCCGAUGUGAUAUCCGCCGAGAAGCCGCCCUUUGAUCCAACAUGUCUCGCCGCAAGCAAGGCAAACCGCAGCACUUGAGCAAACGGGACUUUUCGCCUGAGCCACUAUUAGGCGUGGUUCCAGAAGACAACUGCCAGGACUCCCCCAGACUGGGAGUUGCUCAGGGCGAGCCCCUAAAAGGGGACCAGGACCUGCUGACCUGUGGCCAGUGCCAGUCCCACUUCCCCUUGGCUGACAUCCUGCUGUUCAUUGAACACAAACGGAGGCAGUGCCAUGGGAGCCUUUGCAUGGACAAACCUCUCGACAGACCGCCGUCCUCGCCGCUCUCCUCGCCCCUCUCCACGUCAUCCACGCACUCAAGAACCCACUACCCGCGAAGGGUGUGUCACCCUGUCGAGGUGGCCGUUCAGGUCUCGCCGCAGGACGAGGAUUGUUUAUCUGCACCCUUGCAAGGAAUAAUCCCCAAGCAGGAGAAUAUCACAGAUAAAGACGAGCCCAGCAGCUACACCUGUACCACAUGUAAGCAGCCAUUCACCAGCGCCUGGUUCCUUCUCCAGCAUGCCCAAAACACCCACGGUUUCCGCAUCUACCUGGAGAGUGAACCGGGAAGCCCGCUCACCCCUCGUGUAGGUGCUGCUCCCGGGAUGGGGGGUGACUGUGCUUCGUCCCAGCCUCCACUUCAUGCUGUCCACCUGGCUGAUGGCAGUCCCUACAGCCUGCUGCGAAUGCCGGGGUCUGGAUCAGGACGGGAUUCAGUAUCCACUCCACGGGAGGGUCGUUAUCCUCGGACACCGCCCCUUUUCAGUCCACCUCCGCGUCAUCACCUGAGCCCAGAUGACCUGGCCUUGGCAACCCACCAUCCAAGCGCUUUCGACAGGGUGAUGAGGCUCAACUCAGUACCACUUGAACCUCCUCCAAGCAUGGACUUCUCCAGAAGGCUCCGUGAACUGGCUGGAAACGCCACAGGAGCUUCGCCGCCUCUGUCCCCCAACAGGCCAAACCCUAUGCAAAGGCUUCUUCAACCAUUCCAGCCAGGUUCUAAGCCUCCGUUCUCGGCAACUCCACCCCUCUCCACUUCUCAGUCGCCUUCUGGCUUGAGGUCGACCCCGAAUCCAACAUCCAACGCAGUUCAACCGAGCACGCCACUAAAGGCAAAGUCUUGUGAGUUCUGUGGAAAGACUUUCAAGUUCCAGAGUAACCUGAUUGUUCACAGACGUAGCCACACGGGGGAAAAGCCAUUCAAGUGUCACCUGUGUAACCAUGCAUGCACCCAGGCAAGCAAACUUAAACGACACAUGAAAACACACUGUCAGAGUAAGUCUUUGGUGCUCAGUACCAAGUCUGAAGACGGCCUCUCGACAGCCAGUUCUCCCGAGCCUGGUACCAGUGAACUGAUGGGCAGCGCCACAGAUGCCCUUAAGUCGGUGGUGGCCAAGUUCAAGAGCGAGAACAAUGGUCUGAUGACUGAAAAUGGAGAGGAGGAAGAAGAGGAGGAGGAGGAAGAGGAGGAAGAAGAAGAAGAGGAGGAGGAGGAAGAAGAGGAAGAGGGAGAGGAGGAGGAAAUAGAUGCUAAGCCUGUGGUCGGAGAUGUUGAGGAGGACAGGAAUAACUAUCGCUUCAGCUUGAGGUUAGAAGGUGCCCGCCACCACCAGAACAGUGUGGCUCUGCACCCGCGCCAUCGGAGCAUAUCGCAGGAGCCCGGUGAUGAUGACUCAGCAAUGGAGUCAGACCGAGCAGACGAUGGAACCACAACGACUUUAAACGGUCUUGGACCUUUAUCUACUGACAGCCUUUCCAGGAAGCUGCUGCGUGGUGGCAUAAGCCCCGGCUCCCUCAGUCCUGUCUCCAAACGCAUUAAGGUGGAAAAGGAUCUAGACCCUCCCACUCCAACCAUCGCAAACUCAGAAAACGUCUACUCCCAGUGGCUAGCAGGCUAUGCUGCCUCACGACAACUCAAGGACCCCUUUCUCAACUUUACCGGCGGGGACUCCAGACAAUCGCCCUUCGCCUCCUCAUCCGAGCACUCGUCAGAGAACGGCAGCUUGCGCUUCUCUACUCCGCCCGGUGAGCUGGACGGGGAACGCGCCGCUUCGGGGCGCAGCGGCACCGGCAGCGGGGCCAGCACGCCACACGGCGGAAGCGGCAACGGCAGACCUUGCUCCAAGGACGGCCGGCGCAGCGACACCUGCGAGUAUUGCGGCAAGGUUUUUAAGAACUGCAGCAACUUGACAGUGCACCGACGCAGUCACACGGGAGAGCGGCCCUACAAGUGUGAGCUGUGCAGCUACGCCUGCGCCCAGAGCUCAAAGCUCACGCGCCACAUGAAGACCCACGGACAGAUGGGCAAGGACGUUUACAAAUGUGAAAUUUGCCACAUGCCUUUCAGCGUCUACAGUACUCUGGAGAAACACAUGAAGAAGUGGCACAGUGACCGCCCUCUGUCUAACGACAUAAAGACGGAGUAGAGCAACAUGCCGGACGUUCUCUCAGUCAGCUUCUCGGCUACGUAGGGGGAUAGGAGUACAGGGUCACACAACCGUACGCAGUACAGCCCUGUUAUCGUUCCCGACCACUGGGGCAAUACUCAUGUAUCAAACACAAAACAUUUUCGAGCCUUUCUAUUGUGCAAUAAUUUACACAUUUUGUAAUUCUUUUGUAACUGGACGGCAUGCUUGGUGUGUUUUGGCUACUUUAGAGAAAAAUCAGUGGCUGGUCGAUUUGGUUUUACUCGUGUCGCUGUCGAUUCUUUGGAUUUAGCCAACAUGUUUGAACUCACGCUGCAUACUCUGCAUAUUGUUUUACAUAUCAUGUACAGUUUUUGUUGCCAACCGUGUCACGUUGUUCAAACAUCAAGACAAGCAGGGUCACAUUUGAAACUGAUCUUUGUGAAUACAAGAUUGACGUAAAAUACCUAUAUGUACAUAAAUAUAUAUACAAGGGUCGGGCUGCCUAUGGAAUGCUGGGCACAAGCACCAUGACCUAUUUCUUUUACAAGCAACACAAUGAAUAAUAUGGUGUAAAAUGACAACAAAGAGUGCCUUGGAUAUUUUACCUGCAUUAGUUAAUCCUCCUUUUGCUGUAAGCUCGGAGUUUCAGAUGUAGACAAUUACAGGACAUUUUUGUGCACAUGCGGAAUGGACAGGUCCUUGCAUCAAGCACCUGUGCGACCCUGUCGUGUCGUGACUUAGGAACCAGCUGAGAUGAAAGUUAUCUCUGGUAAAUCAUUAAUCUGCCUGACUCAUGUAUAUUUUCAUUCUUCAGAUUAUGGUUUUGUUUACUGGCAUGUUACAUGCUCAAGAGUUUGGUUUUGUGUUUAUGUUUCCCGGUACUUGCGUAUCAUACUGAGAGGGUACUCUGAGGAGUUGUUUUAACCAACGUGAAGCUCUUAAUUUCCCAGAGUGUUUAUUUUCUUUUAAAAUGAAAUUUUGCUGUUUUUUUUCUUGUUUUUUUUGUAAGUAGCACAGUUUUUUCGGUGUCAUACAGGCAGUCGGUGUAGCCAACAGUAACUUGAAGACCACGCAGUGGAUUUGAGUGUUUUUCACCAGGUUUUUCCGAGAAUGGGAGAUGCUUUGGUUUCAGGGUGACGGGUGGGAAGCGGGUGUCUCGACAAUUCAAAUGUCCUUUUAGAUUUGACAUUUGCAAGGCUUAUAGUGGAGUUUCCAAAUCCCAAAAGCUAAAUUUGUUCAUACCCAUACUUGCCAACCCUCCCGAUUUUUCCGGGAGACUCCUGAAUUUCAGUGCCCCUCCCGGGGUACUGAAUUUUUCCCGAUUUUCACCCGGACAACAAUAUUUGGGGCGUGCCUUAAAGGGACUGCCUUUAGCGUCCUCUACAACCUGUCGUCACGUCCGUUUUUCGUCCAUACAAACAGCGCCUCGGCUCAGUCACAUAUGCAGCUUUUACACACACACACACACACACACAUUAGUGAAUGCAGCUCAUACUUGGUCAACAGCCAUACAGGUCACACUGAGGGUGGCCGUAUAAUCAACUUUAACACUGCUACAAAUAUGCGCCACACUGUGAACCCACACAAAACAAGAAUGACAAACACAUUUUGGGAAAACAUCCGCACCGUAACACAACAUAAACAAAACAGAACAAAUACCCAGAAUCCCUUGAAGCACUAACUCUUCCGGCACGCUAUAAUAUACACCCCCGCAACCACCAUACUUGCCAACCUUGAGACCUCCGAUUUCGGGAGGUGGGGGGU
Messenger RNA from Nerophis ophidion (straightnose pipefish), 4538 nucleotides. RefSeq names its product B-cell lymphoma/leukemia 11A-like. Gene Ontology annotation, biological process: regulation of transcription by RNA polymerase II; negative regulation of dendrite development. The record is from RefSeq and is a predicted model, not a curated record. The transcript has 3 exons. Gene Ontology annotation, cellular component: nucleus. Bases 369 to 2792 code for a protein of 807 amino acids. Gene Ontology annotation, molecular function: DNA-binding transcription factor activity; RNA polymerase II cis-regulatory region sequence-specific DNA binding. NCBI's taxonomy places the organism in Eukaryota, Metazoa, Chordata, Actinopteri, Syngnathiformes, Syngnathidae.